Molecule: messenger RNA, 3716 nt
Organism: Nelumbo nucifera (sacred lotus)
Lineage: Eukaryota; Viridiplantae; Streptophyta; Magnoliopsida; Proteales; Nelumbonaceae
Source: RefSeq, a predicted model, not a curated record
AUGAAAAAAAGUGAGGCGCCUCUGAGAAAAAUAAUCGGGCUUUGUUAGACUUGGAACUUGAGAGUCUCUUCUCCCGUUCUCCUUUCAGCCCAGCAUCUCAACAAUCAUACCUUUAACGGCUUUUCCGGUAACCUCGCGCAAAGAUCUUUUCAGAUUUGUAUUGAAGAAGGAAACAUUGAAAGUGCAAAAGAAUUGGCAGUCAUGAGCAUCACAGUGAGUUCUGUAGAAAAGGGGGAUUCUAACAAGGUAUCAUCCUUAAAUUUUCUUGACAAGUCUGUUCAAAAUUAGCUCUACUUGAUUUUAGUUGCUUAUAGUCCACAGACUAAUUGCUUUUGGGAAAUUUGGUGGAGUUUUAAUUUCUUUUUUUCUGAAAUGAUUGACAAGGUGUGCAUGGUCAUCCUAGGGGUACCCUUGCAUGCCCAAAUUUUUCCAUGAUUGAGUUGCAAUUGUCUGACCAGUCAGCCAUCUUGGAUUGACCUGUUUAAAUUCUACUCAGAUUCAAGUUGGGUUUAGGUUACACAAUCAGGAUGGAAUUGAUGGACCAAGCUAACCCAUCUAGCCCGCCUAGUUUUUCAGAUUACAAUUUCUGGAAUAAUUCAGGUUCAAGAUAUUUUUUCUUUACCCUUUUUAAGCUUUAAUCCAAUGGAUUGCAUCCAUUAUUAUAUAAAGCACUUCAUGGCCAAGAGGUCAAUGUUUGAGAAUGGUGAACUUUGGUUCCUCCUAUGUCUUGGUAAGUGCUUCUCUAUCUUGUUACUAGUUGAGGGAACUGGUCCGAGUUUUAUAUGGGUAAUUGUAAUUUCAACUCUCCAAUCAUACUUGUUCAGCAGUUUUCCUAAUCCAGUGUUGCAGGGAUAUGGAUACAGGAGUUAGAAUCCGAUGCAUGUCCAAGAAUCUGACUCGGCAAGAUCAGAAAACAUGGACUUGUGGAAAUGUCUAUGGAAAAAUAUGUACUGUUAAAAUAAAAGUAGUUCAUAUAUAUAUUUUUUAAUUCUAAUAUCAUACCUGCAAAAAAAAUGUUGACUUUAUUACUAAGGCCCUGUUUGUUUGCAGUGCAAAUCUCAACCGAAUACAAAUUUGCACCCACCUCAGCUUUACAUCUAUUUGUUUGUGGCUAUGUUUUUCACUACUCACAAACAAACAAAACAAAGUCAAAUAUGAAACAAAAUUAAACUAGAAUCCACACCCCAUAUUCGCUUCCUUGCAUUGAUUAUCCUAUUCAAUUUUGUCUAUAUAAAAAGAUGUUGCCUGUUAUGCAAAUCCCUUUGCAUUAACAAAAACAUUAAUUGGCAAUGUUGUUUAUCUUUAAUAAAUAACAAACUCCUAAUAAUAUGCAUAUGAAGGUAAAUCACAGGUUUGGAGCUUCAAGCCUUAAACAAGCUCAUGCCUUAAUCUAAGUAUUUUAACUGCUUUUACUGGUUCCUUGGUCAACGCAAUCAAUAUUUUAUCCUUAAGUUGAUUACCUCCUUUAUGAGCAACAAUAAUAUCUACAAAAUUGCCAGUUUCCCAAGCUAUGGCUUUGGAGUACCUUUUACCACUUGGCCUUCAUUUGACAUUUCUGGUAAUUCAUGUUAGGAUUCUUUAAAUUGAAUAUUGGUAGUUUAGCUUGUAAGAUCUUCAGGACUUACUCUUGGACUUUAUUGAAAGAGGAAUCUCCUGUGCUAACACUAAAGAUGGCAUUUAAAUUAGAAGGCAUACUGUUAAAGCUUCAUUCCAUAAUCUUUUUUUUGUAGAAGCACCUUAAAUUUUCUUGUUGCCUUUCAUUGUCAAUGUGCUUUGGUUGGGCUAUAUCUGUUCAGCCGCAUUGUUCCAUAUUUGAAUAGGGUACUGCUACUUGUAAUAUUAUGCAGUUUGAGCUAUAUUGUUAUUUCCUACAACCAUCAUUGCAGCAUCCUAGAAAUUUGAGUGAAAAAUAUGCCGUAACAUCAAGAAAAGAAUUCCCUAUUUUUUUGGAUUAACUCCUUUUAACUGUCUUACCUCUUCAAAUCUUCGUUUAUCUUGUCGUAAAAGGUUUAUGGUUUAGUGAGGGCCAUCUAAACCUGGCACCAAUCAAUCGUCUCUUGCUCAAUGUAUACUAGUAGCUGAAUUUUAUGCUGAUAGGUGAAACUGACAUCAUGUUAUCAGUGCUUUUAGGGUAUGACCUUUCAGUUCUAAAGCAAAUUUUAGGAGAAAGUGGAUUGCAAUUUACAUCAAAUACAACAUAAAGCUUCUGUAUUAAUCAUAUUACUAUAGGAGACAGAUAUAUUUGCUUUAUAGUUUAUAGUUCAAUAUACAUGGUUAGCAACUUCCACAAAUACUAAUUCCACUGAUUUGUUUAAGGUAUAAAACCUUCAUAAUCUGUAAAAUAUCAGGCAAUAUCUACCUCCUCAAGCUCCAUGCAUCGUAAGAUGAGGAUACAAUAAAAUAUGAUGUGUAAUUGUAUAUAUGUAUGUAUAUAUUACACCAGAGAGAUAGAGAGUCAUCGCCAUUUUUCUACUAAUGGUUUGAUGAGGGUGCUGUUUGAUUGCAGGAUAUGAAUGGGAACUCUUCAAGUGUGAACUUCAUUGUUAUUUUUGUCUUGGGACAAAUAGUUUUCAUCUCUUCAUUAAGAAGAUCAUUUGGAACAUAAAGAUAGAAAAAGAAGCAAAUAGUUAUGGAAAAGAACCAUUAUCAUCUAAGCCUUGUCCCAACUAUAUGGAGUUGGCUACAUGAAUCCUCAUCUUCCAUUCCAUUCCAUUAUAUAUUGUGGAAAUAAACCAUAAUAUAUCCAAAUGCCAUCACACUAGCAUCAUCUUUGCUCUUCUACUUCUAGUCCUAGUAUUUCACAACAUGGUGGUCCAGGCAGUGGCAAGGGCGCUCAAUGUGCAAACAUUGUCAAACAUUUCGGAUUUACCCAUCUUAAUGUUGGAGAACUUCUUGAAGCAGAAAGCAAAUCCAACUCUGCAAAUGGGUGCAUAGAUCACAUGCUUUUCUGUGUCAUUUGCAUGGCAAAAACCAGUUGUGAAUGAAUACUGAGAACCAUGAUCAAGAACAUGAAGGAGGGAAAGCUUGUUCCUAGCGAGAUAACAGUUGAACUCCUUCAGAAAGCAAUGCAGGCAAGUGAAAACAAAAAAUUUCUUAUAGAUGGCUUCCCUCGUAGUGAAGAGAAUCGUGCAGCCUUUGAGAAAAUUGUAAGAAUUGAGCCAGAAUUUGUAUUAUUCUUUGAUUGUCCAGAAGAGGAGCUCACAAGACGCCUUUUAAAUAGAAACCAGGGAAGAGAUGAUGAUAACAUAGAAAGCAUACAAAAGCGGUUGAAAGUUUGUGAAUCCACUCUACCUGUAAUUGAUUAUUACACCCAAAGAGGGAAAGUUUGGAAGAUUGAGGCUGACAGAACUAUGGAAGAGGUUUUUGAGGAAGUCAAGAUUGUCUUCUACGAAGCUCUAAAAGGGAAGAUUUGAUAAGUAAAAUCUUGUUUAUGGGAGAGGAAACAGAAGCAAGAAAUGAGGCGCAUUAACCAUCAACCUUUUUCCAACCUCAGAUAAGAAUUGCACAUGAAAGACAAAUUUUGUAAAGUGAGAUAUGAAAUCUUGAUAAUUUAAAUCUAGGUUGCGUGUUCCUCACCUUUGUUUAGUAGUUAUUUCCAAACAGCAUUCAGAAUGUUUAAGUAAAUAAAUAUUCUACAUCACUACAUGUAUGGAUGAUUAUAUUCGCAUCAAAACAUUUUGAAAUACACAACUAUAUAAAACUAGAUAUAUUAUGUC